Molecule: messenger RNA, 1393 nt
Organism: Mytilinidion resinicola
Lineage: Eukaryota; Fungi; Ascomycota; Dothideomycetes; Mytilinidiales; Mytilinidiaceae
Exons: 3
Coding region: 8-1261 (417 amino acids)
Cellular component (GO): mitochondrion
Source: RefSeq, a predicted model, not a curated record
CGCAAAAAUGCGUCGAAUAUCUCGGCCGCAGCAGCCAAUUGACUUACUACUCACCUCAUUUCGACGUCCCCAAACGCAGUCCUCCUCUUCGCCAUGUCUUGUCUGCAAUUUCCGCGCCAUUUCCUUCCCUAAAGCGCGACACCCGUCCACCUACGUCGCCGCCCGCUUCUCGACAUCGACAAGAUUACGGCAGGAACCGAUUUUCAAGCCCAAAAAUCCCGAGAAGGCGAAAGCGUUUACCGACAGUAUUCAGGCGAAGCUCUGGGGCGGGCAGGAGAAUGUUCUAGGACGCGAGGAUCCGUACGACAGGAACUCCCCGAUGCGGGUACCGGGCGGAGGAAAGGCCGAGAACGAAGUAGAGGCGAAGAGACCCCAGAUAGUGGAGGAGGAGGAGGUGUCUGAAAAGUAUGCGGAUGAGCUUGCGGAGGAGUCGCAUUCGACCGAAGACGAAUAUAGCCCCGACCAUGGGCGUUACGAGGAGGCGAAAACCUGGCAUGGGCUUGAGCGGGUAGGUAGCAAGGAGUGGGCGGAGGAGUACCAGGAUCAGGAGAGGGGGAGACUACACUUUAGAAGAGGCUAUCUACCCUCAACCAAGAUAACGGACCCUGAAGCGCUUGACGCAGCACUCCAUAGGGCGAUCGCCGAAGUUUUUACUCUCCAGAAAGUUGGCAUGGAUCUCGGCCUGACAUCUAAACGAGCCGGUAGCCAGAACGAUUUAGGCUUCAUACAAAGUGUCAAAGUCGGUCCUUCGAAAGACGGAAACAGCGCUAUUGUGGAAUUCUCAGAUUCUACAAACGAGUCGGAAAUAGUGCAAGCGCUGGAAGCACUUGCUAAAACCUCCAAUUCGGUCGACACAGAAUCGUCACCGGAUAUUGGACCGGAGGAAGCAAGUUCUGUCUUGGAAACGACUACCCAGUCUCAACGAUGGAAAGAAGGCUGGCAAUCAAUCUCCAUAAGCGACCCAGACGUUAAGUUUGCUGUCGUGAAACGAUUAAUGCAGUUGACUGGCCAUCGUCUAUCCGACCCUGUCAUCCAAGACACGAACACUAUCGGCCAGCUCUUAGCCCGAAUCACAGCACCCCCUAAGCCGAAGAAGCUUGUUGAGGCUAUUCAAGGUGACGGAAGACUCCAAGCAGUGUCGAAUGUGAAGGUAUCCGGACAACGUGUCACACCCAUGGACAAGGAGCAAGAGGUCGGGAGGUUGAAGGUCAUCGAGUACGCCCUACGCGAACGUGGCUUACUUGUUGGGGCUCCCUCUUGAAGGUGUUAGAACUCAAACACUAGGCUGUAAGAGUACUGUAUAUCUGUAAUAUAGUGGGCAAGCACCGAUGACCGGGCACGCUCUGUGAACUGUACAUGGAUUCAAAUAAGCAUUAAAGCAUGAAAGUUUGGC